GAGGAGAGUUUUGUUCUCUUUCAGAGUUUAACUACAAUCACAAAGCAGUAAUAGAAGAAUCAAUGGCAACAGGGGGUUUAUAUGACGAUUUGGUGCAGGAAAUUCUAAUGAGGUUACCAGCCAAGACUUUGCUCAGAUGCAGGUGUGUCUGUAGGUCUUGGUAUUCCUUAAUUACAAAUCCCGAUUUCAUUUUGGCCCAUGUCUGUUACAACAAGGCUAAACGCCAUCUUGUCCUUUUGCGAAGCUUUGAUCAUGCAGAAAAAAAGGUCAGGUAUAAACUCUGUCACGAUAAUGAGCAAUUGGAUGAGAUAAUGACAAUUGAUUUUCCUUUUGUUAGUAAACAUCAUGAUUAUUUUAGGAUGGUGGGUUGUGUGAAUGGGUUAGUAUGCUUGUCGGAUGAUAUUGUUGAAGUAACAGAUACUUUGAUUUUAUGGAAUCCGGUGAUUAGGAGAUUCCUGACCCUUCCUGAACUCAAACUAGAUGUUGAAUCAACUGAUUUGGGUCGGUCAGUUUUUGGUUUUGGGUUUGACUCUUCUAAGAAUGAUUACAAGGUUAUCAGGAUUGUUUAUCUUAAGAAUCCGGAUUUUGAAGCCCUCCAAGUUGACGCCAAAAUUGCAAUUUUUAGACUUAGCUCAAGUUGUUGGGAAGUUAAUGGCUCUGCUUCAGUCCCUGUGCUUGAUACCCGGCAAGCUUAUGUAAAUGGUGUUAUUCACUGGUUGGCUUAUAACAAGCUAAUUGUGGGGUUUGAUGUGAAAGGCGAGGCAUUCAAAGACAUGAUGCUUCCCCAAACCUUGCAGGAUGCCAAUAUUAGUGAUUUAACCAUCGCCUCAUGGUGUGACUUGCUUUCUGUAUUUGAAAAUGGGUAUUGGUCAGGGAAGCUUAGUUUGUGGAUUAUGAAAGAUUAUGGUGCGCCUAAAUCAUGGGUAAAGCAGUUUGUGAUUGAGUCAUUUGUAAUGGUCAGAAGUCUUAGAAGCAAUGGCUGUGUUAUACUGCAAAAUAUCGGUGGCAAACUAGUUUUAUAUAAUGCAAAGACCAAUCAGUUUGAGGAAUUCAAAACCCAUGUUGAGGGUUCUAUUCGUGGUUUUCAUAUGAGAUCAUACCUAGAGAGUCUAGCUCUAUUAGAUCAGAAGGACUCACACGGCGUUCUCUAGACUGUGCUCGAAUACCAUUGGAUGGUGCCAAAAACUGAUGAAGACAAAUAAUGCUGGAGAUGGGAACGAGUAUACCCAGAACUUUUAUCAGGAUGAUCAUGAGUUGUACAUUCAGCCUGCCGGUAUAAAUAACUUUGUUUUUUUUUCUUUGUUUCCCGUACGUGUUUGUGUGUUAAUAUAUGAAUAUAGGUUUUACAUAGUGAUGAUGCUGAUGGAUCUUGAAUUAUCUUUGUAAAUUCCAUGGAGUGAAUGAGGUCACACUGUUGAUCUUAUUGAUGCAUCAGUUCACAUUGCAGGAUAAGAUAGUGUUACGACUUUUAAAAGUGUGCUGUAAAAUUAUUUGAAUCAAUGUUUAAGUCACACCUUGAAUUGAUUUGAUGAGCUUGUCUGCAUAUAGUCUA
Chenopodium quinoa (quinoa) is the source of this 1552-nucleotide messenger RNA. RefSeq names its product F-box/kelch-repeat protein At3g23880-like. NCBI's taxonomy places the organism in Eukaryota, Viridiplantae, Streptophyta, Magnoliopsida, Caryophyllales, Amaranthaceae. Bases 63 to 1151 code for a protein of 362 amino acids. Gene Ontology annotation, molecular function: protein binding. The record is from RefSeq and is a predicted model, not a curated record. The transcript has a single exon.